AUCUUUACAAAUGACUGUAUAUAAGACAUAAGAACUAAUGAUGAAGUAUACAUUGCAAACAAUAASCAGAAGAACAUUUCCUCAUGUCAAACAAUAGAAAAGUCUUGAGAGAGACGGAUGAGCAUAGCUUAGAAUAGAGUGUCGUGCUGUGCUGCACUAUAUCACUACACAUGCAGUAUUUUCAACGUUAAUUUAAAAAARUGUUUUUUUGAUGGUGCUACGCCCUCGACAUGUGACAUAGUCUUAUACAGUGUUAUUGGCCCCGGAGGACAAGUGAAUAUAAGUUGAAUUUUGAAUAACGUCUUUCAUAACACGAGUAUCAAUCGAGCCACAAACAUUUAGUAGAGUUUGUACUAUUGGUCACGUGAUUCAAUUGAAUGGUCCUACUUAUAAGAACGUCAUAACCCUUCAAAAAAAACACUUAAUGCUCAGUUAUGACUUCACUAAUGAAAGCCAACAACUCCAAUCCAUACUCAAAUCUCACACGAAAUCAAGUCUGAUGAUCUCAAAUGAUUAAACGAGUCUGGUUGAUCAUCACUUAGAAACUGGCUAGGUACAUUUGACCGUCGAUAAAAUACAUUCAGUGGAUUGUCAUGUCUGACUUGGAUUCCGACUCGAUCACACAAGGAGCUUUUAUCGAAUUGAGUCAAUGCUUCAAUUACCUAAGCCAAUCCUAGUCACGGAGGUUGUGAUUAAUAGAAGAUCCGUGAAUCUGCAGGAAUUAAGGGAAUCGACUUAUAUCGAUAGAAAGAGGGCGGACGCGCGAAAACCAGACCUCGAUCUUAGUAUAAACACAAAGACAAACUUCACAGUGAAAAUACAGUGGAUUUGYAGUUUAAAAUGGAGAGAUCUUAUUCGGUAAGAGAAUGGUUCAACGAGGGGAAUGACACAGAAAAUACUACAUCAUGCGAUCUUGGGCCACACGACACACUAGCCUCAAUCGCUGCCAAAAGCUCAGCUUAUAUUCUGAUUUUUAUUCUUUCGAUUGUGGGAAAUUCUCUAAUAAUUGUUAUCAUCUACAGAGGAAGAGAAUUGCGAUCGACAACGAACUUUCUCAUCGCCAAUAUGAGCAUAUCCGAUYUACUUGCGUCGAUUUUCUUUAUGCCAAUUGCAAUUCUUGARAUUCAUAACGGUCAUCGAACGUGGCCUAUAGACGGUCAAAUAGGUUUGGUUUUAUGUAAACUGGUUUAUUUUAUUCACGACGUAUCUGUUGCAGUCUCAGUUGAGAGUUUAACUUUUAUUACCAUUGAUCGAUUCUGUGGCAUCGUACAUCCACAUCGUCGUAAACCGUUUGUUGGUCGGAUUAGGAAAGUGGUCGGUUUCAUCUGGUUGAAUUCCAUGUUAYUGCAUUGCCCAUUUCUGUACACCUUUCAACUGACCUACAAGAUGGGAAACACUUAUUGUGAGAUGAUUUGGCCAGCUAAUCUUGACACUGAUUUCUUUAACAAGAUAUAUUUUUUAACUCUUAUUGUUAUUCUGUUUGUGUUGCCUUUGUUGACAAUAGUUGCUCUACAAUCUUUCAUCAUCAGAAAAUUUUACAAUCAGUCRUUGCCUCGAGGGUUGUCAGGUGAAGCGAGAAUCCGAAGACACCGACGAAACUGUAAGGUCAUUUCGAUGGUAUUGGCAGUAAUUGGUGUUUUCUUUGCUUGUUGGAGCCCAAUUAUCAUUUAUUCCUUUAUAGUUUUAUUUUUCACAAAAARGUGUAGUAACUUUGAACUCUUCCGCUUCGUUGCAUCGUUCAUUGUUGAGUCCAACAAGUCCUGGAACUUCUUCAUAUAUUUUGCUUUCAACAAUACCUACAGACAUACUUUAGCCAAAGUUUGUACAUGUAGGAGGAAGAUGCUGUUCAAUAACGGUGAGGCUACUUCGCACCAUGGUAAAGAUGGGGAAUUAACUGUCUUUCCACAGGAAAAAGAAGACAGCUUUUACGAUGAGAUAGAACCCUUUUGAAUGGUGCGGACUUCCGUCAACUCAAGCCGAUUGGCAGCCGAUUCGAAAGCGACGUCAAGCCGACUGAUUAAUAUAUGCAAAGCAAUCACAUUCGACAAACAAGACAAUGUAAGCCGACGA
Messenger RNA from Exaiptasia diaphana, 2070 nucleotides. RefSeq names its product putative neuropeptide Y receptor type 6. The coding region runs from base 841 to 1950 and encodes 369 amino acids. The record is from RefSeq and is a predicted model, not a curated record. Gene Ontology annotation, biological process: G protein-coupled receptor signaling pathway. The transcript is spliced from 2 exons. Gene Ontology annotation, cellular component: membrane. Lineage: Eukaryota; Metazoa; Cnidaria; Anthozoa; Actiniaria; Aiptasiidae. Gene Ontology annotation, molecular function: G protein-coupled receptor activity.